GUCAGCGUGGGUGACAUUGGGGUUACUGCAGAACCGGCUUUGGCUCUUUUUUGGUUGUGUGAUGUGUUCCGCUGUCUCUCCGCUCCAGCUGCUCCGCUUGUAAAUCCAGCUUUUCUGUGUCUGAAGUUUGUGGUAAUCCAGGCGGAGAUGGCCGGCUUCUGCAGGUCCUUACUGCGCUCGGCAGGGUACCGCACGAUGGUGCGGCUGGUGUCUCCGAAGGUCGGCCGCGACGCAGACCGGGGCGCAGCCGCCGCGGCCGCGAUGCUCGGUCACUUAUGCGGCAGGGGUCCGCAGCCCAGCCGCCGCCCACUCGCUGCCUCCCUGGGGGAGCCCGUGUCCCUGCGUGCUUUCUCCACAGAGGCAGGCGUCCCUUUCAAUGAGGAGGAGUACCCUCCUUUACCGGAGUACAAUUCAAGCAGAGAGAGAAAGGAUAAGGAGGUCUUCAUAGUCUUUGCAAAAGGCCUGCCCUGGUCAUGCACGACCGAAGAUCUCCUCGUGUUUUUCUCAGACUGCAAGAUCCGUGAUGGGGUGAACGGCAUUCAUCUAAUGCAGAAAGAAAACGGGCAGCCCAGUGGUAAAGCGUUUAUUGAGAUGGAGCGCAAGGAAGACCUGCAGAAGGCGCUGAGGAAGCACAGACAUUAUCUUGGCCCACGUUACGUAGAAGUAAAAGAAGCAUCAGACAGUGACAUCGAAGGCCUACAGGCAUCCGCAGCUCAGCCCCCGGCCCAGGAUGGCGUGGUUAAACUCCAGGGCCUUCCGUACAGCUGUACUGUAGAGGAUGUCGCACAGUUCUUUUCAGGUCUGGACAUCGUUGAAAACGGCGUGACGUUUGUUCUGGACAAGAGAGGGAGAAGUUCAGGUGUCGCUUUUGUGGAAUUUGCGUCUCAGGAAAUGGCAGAUCUGGCUCUAAAGAGGGACCGAGAGAUUAUUGGGACCAGGUACAUAGAGGUGUUUCCUAGUCAGAAAAGUUCCAUCACAUCCUGCUCUGACAGCAGGAGGACAGAGUCUCCCGGCUUCCCAGCCGACAGGAGCGGCGAAUCGCCUCAUCAUCAUUCUCCUCCAAGCCGGACCAGUUCUGUGAAGGACCCAGCUUCCCUUCAGCACUGUGUCCAUAUGAGAGGUCUGCCCUUCCUGGCUACUGGCCAAGAUGUUGUCAAUUUCUUCUCGCCGCUGCAGCCGGCAAAGAUUUGCAUGGAGUACGGUGGUGACGGCCGGGCCAGCGGCGAGGCUGACGUCUACUUCGCGUGCCACGAGGACGCCGUGUCGGCCAUGUCCAGAGAUAAGGCCCGGAUGAAUGACCGGUACAUCGAGCUUUUCCUGAAUUCUGCUGCGAUACAGAGUAAGCAGGACUCUGUGGACACGACCUCAGAAAGCGACAGAAACAGCUGAAGGCCUCACAACAGCAGAUCCAGUGCCGCAGGGGGGGGGGGGGCCUUCACCCCCAAUUCGUGCAGAUUAUCGGCUGACGGACAGCUUGUUAAACCUCCCAUCUGCUGCUUUUGCUGUUUUAAGUCCAUGCAGCCCCAGGCUUGGUUUCAUGUCUGUACAUUUUAUGUAUUAAAAUAUUUUCUGACCACAAUGCUUGGUACCAAAUAAGCUGAAAUAUAUACCUGUUAUAAGA
This is a messenger RNA of Paramormyrops kingsleyae, 1621 nucleotides long. The record is from RefSeq and is a predicted model, not a curated record. NCBI's taxonomy places the organism in Eukaryota, Metazoa, Chordata, Actinopteri, Osteoglossiformes, Mormyridae.